Molecule: messenger RNA, 1206 nt
Organism: Yarrowia lipolytica CLIB122
Lineage: Eukaryota; Fungi; Ascomycota; Dipodascomycetes; Dipodascales
Product: elongation factor 1 gamma domain-containing protein
Biological process (GO): translational elongation
Cellular component (GO): cytoplasm; nucleus
Molecular function (GO): translation elongation factor activity
Source: RefSeq, a predicted model, not a curated record
AUGUCAAUUGGAAAGCUGUACGACGCCCCCUCUUGUCGAGUUACCCCCCUCAAGGCUCUCGUCAAGCAUUUCAAGCUCGAUGUCGACAUUGUCCAGCGGGACGCCGAGUUCGGCAAGCUCUUCCCUCUGAAGAAGGUGCCUGCUUUCGUGGCCGCCGACGGAACCCCCAUCCACGAGUUCAUUGCAAUCUCCUACUACCUCCUGUCUCAGAUCCCCAACAACCCUCUUGCCCCCAAGACCAAGGAGGACGAGGCCGAGGUUCUGCAGUGGGUUUCUUUCGGUAACCAGGAGGUCCUCGGUGCUGCCUGGGACACCUUUGGCCCUCUGACUGGCCGAGCCCCCUACAACAAGAAGUCUGUCGACGCCGCUUCCGAGCAGCUCGACAAGCUCAUUGCUCUCACCUACGAGCCCCACCUCACCAAGAACACCUACCUUGUUGGUGAGAAGGUCACCUACGCUGACGUCGCCAAUGUCGCUCUCCUGUCUCGAGGCUUCGAGUACCUGUUUGACGACGCCUGGAAGAAGAAGUACCCCGCCACUACCCGAUGGUGGCUCACCGUCUCCAAGAACGCUGUCUUCACUGGCUUCGACUUCCCCGUCACCAGCGAGCGAAUCCAGUACACUCCCCCCAAGAAGGAGGAGACCAAGAAGGAGACCAAGAAGGAGGCUGCCCCCAAGGCCGCCAACGCCGAGGACGCUCCUGCCCCCAAGAAGGCCGCCCACCCUCUUGCCGCUCUCGGCCCCGCCAAGGAGCCCAUUGACAACUGGAAGCGAGUCUACUCCAACGAGGAUACCCGAGAGAAGGCUAUUCCCUGGUUCUGGGAGCACUACGACCCCGAGGACUACUCCCUGUGGAAGGUGAAGUACAAGUACGACGAUGAGCUGACCCUCACCUUCAUGUCCACCAACCUUAUUGGUGGCUUCGUCAACCGACUGUCUGCCUCCACCAAGUUCAUGUUCGGUACCGCUGUUGUCUACGGAACCAACAAUGACAACGGUAUCAUCGGUGCCUUCAUGAUCCGAGGUCAGGACCACGUUGCUGCCUUCGACGUUGCUCCCGAUUGGGAGUCUUACGACUUCACCAAGCUCGACCCCUCGAAGCCCGAGGAUAAGGAGUUUGUUGACAACAUGUGGGCUUGGGAUAAGCCCGUUGUCACUGCUUCUGGCGAGUCCAAGGAGAUUGUUGAUGGUGCCGUUCUUAAAUAA